CAUUUUUAUCUUAAUUCUUCUCUCAAAUAAUAUCUAAUACUAAAAUGAUUGCUCGUGUUAAUAACGUAACAAUCACUACAAUAUUGAUAAUCCUGAACUUUAUAAUAUUAGUUCAUGGUGCAUUAAAAGUACCUUGCUAUUUUAUUUUUGGUGAUUCAUUACUUGAUAAUGGGAAUAAUAACAACCUAAAUACAGAAGCAAAGGCUAAUUAUCCACCUUAUGGCAUUGAUUUCCCCAAUGGACCUACUGGACGAUUCACAAAUGGACGCAAUAUGGCUGAUAUUCUUGGGGAACUGCUAGGGUUUGAUGACUACAUUCCACCUUUUGCAAGCGCAAUUGGUAGGGAGAUCUUGCAAGGUGUAAAUUAUGCCUCUGGUUCGGCAGGAAUUCGUAACGAGACGGGAAGUCAUCUUGGCAAUCGGAUAUUUUUGGAUUUGCAACUUCAAAACCAUCACAACACAAUUUUACGCAUGGUUGAUUUAGUGGGAAAUAGAGUUGCAACCAAUGCACACUUGAACACAUGCUUGUAUAUUGUUGGAAUAGGCAGCAAUGACUACAUCAACAACUACCUUGUGCCCAAACAUUACUCAACAAAUAGUUUGUACACACCAAGUCAAUAUGCAACAUUAUUGGUACAACAAUAUGCUCAACAACUAAAGACUUUAUAUGAAGAUGGAGCAAGGAAAAUAGCCCUAUUUGGAUUGCCCCAAAUAGGUUGCAUUCCACAAGAGUUACAAAAACACAAUACAAGAAAGUGUGUGGAUUCAACAAAUGAGGCAAUCCAACUAUUCAAUGAGAAGCUCAAGUCUCUUGUAACUGAUCUGAAUACCAACUUCCCACAAGCAAAAUUCACCUAUAUAAACAUGUAUAGCAUUUCAUCAAUUAUGAGUACUCUUAGUUUCUUGAAUUAUCCAUGCUGCAAUGUUUCGACAACAACGGCUGAAGGACAAUGUGUUUCUGGACAAGCUCCAUGCCACCUUAGGGCAGCACAUGUGUUUUGGGAUAAUUUUCAUCCUACAGAGAAUGGGAAUGUAAUUGCUAUUAUGAGAGCAUACAAUAGUUUUCUACCUUCAGAUAGUUAUCCUAUGGAUAUUAGUCAUUUGAUUCAAAGUGGAUAAUAGCUGAUCUGAAGUUUAUUGUUAGGACAAAUAGAUUUAUGGUUUAGUCCUAGUAGUCUAUCGGAAAUAGCUAGUCUCUCUAGUUUCUACGUUAACAAGAUAGAGGUAAGGUUGUGUAUACAUCACCUCUCGUGGAAUGGAAUUGCACUGGGUAUGUUGUGUUUUUAGAUUCUUUUGAAGCUUGUAAUGAUCUGUAUGUAAACGAGUUGUUCUCCAAUUUUGGGCUACAACUAAUGGAAAGUCCAAAAUGGUAUGUAAAUGAGUUGUGGAUAUGACUACCUAAACUUUCACUGUAUUGGUGAGGGUUCGUUUCUCACCUUGUAAUCUUCUCCCCUCAUUUCCCCAUCACUGUGAGAUUAUUGGAGAGCUGCUUGCGGAAGAAAUAAGUUCCUCUAGUUAUUCAUGGCUUUCCUAGCGUAAGAGGAAAGCUCGGAAGAGAAAAUAACCCAAUCUAUUCAUUUUGCUACGGGAAAGGGUUAUGCCCGAAUCAGAAGUCAGAGAGCUCUCUUCUCUUCAAGAGCAGCAGACAAAUCAAACCCAUACUGUGUUUAAAAAUUUGGGAGAGCAGAGAUAAGACAAGGUGGUGAAUGACGAAAAGGGAAGGCCCAUCACGUCCUUUUGAGCGUGCAAGUUGUUGGCUAGGAGGACUGGUAAAAGAAUGAAACUUCCAUGGCCAUGG
Messenger RNA from Solanum stenotomum, 1797 nucleotides. Its product is annotated as GDSL esterase/lipase At1g29670-like. The coding region runs from base 45 to 1118 and encodes 357 amino acids. The record is from RefSeq and is a predicted model, not a curated record. Lineage: Eukaryota; Viridiplantae; Streptophyta; Magnoliopsida; Solanales; Solanaceae. The transcript has 5 exons. Gene Ontology annotation, molecular function: hydrolase activity, acting on ester bonds.